AUGGAGAUAGAAUCAAUUUCCUCACAAGAUACAGACAUCGACAAAAUACUCGACGCGUUGUGGGUUGGAAAGCCAGUCAGUGAACUUACAGUCGAAUACCUUUGUGACAAGUGUCGCGAGAUUGUGUGUGAGGAGCCCAACAUGAUACCUUUACAAACGCCAGUGACCAUAUGUGGUGAUAUCCAUGGUCAGUUCUGGGACCUUCUCGAACUUUUUAAAACAGGCCGACGGCCUCCCGAAACAAAGUACGUAUUUUUGGGCGACUACGUCGACAGGGGAUUCAACUCCGUCGAAACGUUUUUGUUGUUAAUCGCACUCAAAGUCAAGUACACCGACCACAUUUAUUUGAUAAGAGGAAACCAUGAGAGCCGGGCAAUUACACAGAUAUAUGGGUUUUACGACGAGUGCCAGAGAAAAUACGGAACGUCGAACGUCUGGAAAAACUGCACCGAUUUGUUUGACUUCUUGUCGCUUGGGGUGUUGAUCGAUGGGCGUGUGUUUGGCACCCACGGAGGACUUUCCCCCGACUGUAAGACACUUGACAUCAUCGCGCGAGUCGAUCGAAAAAAAGAAGUCCCACACGACGGCGUAAUGUGUGAUUUGUUGUGGAGCGACCCUGAAGAAAACAAGCCAUACAUCGACUGGGAAGAAAGCCCACGAGGCGCUGGACACACUUUCGGGCAACAACCUCUCAACGAUUUCUUGCAAGUAAACGGACUGAAUUUCGUGUGUCGAGCUCAUCAACUCAUCCAGGAAGGGUUUAAGUGGAUGUUGGACAAUAAGAUUGUAACUGUUUGGAGUGCGCCAAAUUAUUGCUACAGGUGCGGGAAUGAAGCGUGUAUUAUGGUCAUGACGAAGGCCGAUUCGUACAAGUUCGAAUUCUUCAAGGAAUGCCCAGCCGACCAACACAAACUGACUGCAAAGGUGGUCAUCCCUGAGUUCUUCCUUUGA
Molecule: messenger RNA, 951 nt
Organism: Entamoeba invadens IP1
Lineage: Eukaryota; Evosea; Mastigamoebida; Endamoebidae
Product: protein phsophatase-2A, putative
Exons: 1
Coding region: 1-951 (316 amino acids)
Biological process (GO): double-strand break repair via homologous recombination; peptidyl-serine dephosphorylation
Cellular component (GO): cytoplasm; nucleus
Molecular function (GO): protein serine/threonine phosphatase activity
Source: RefSeq, a predicted model, not a curated record